This is a messenger RNA of Solanum tuberosum (potato), 543 nucleotides long. RefSeq lists its product as uncharacterized. NCBI's taxonomy places the organism in Eukaryota, Viridiplantae, Streptophyta, Magnoliopsida, Solanales, Solanaceae. The transcript has a single exon. The record is from RefSeq and is a predicted model, not a curated record. The coding region runs from base 1 to 543 and encodes 180 amino acids.
AUGUUUCAAAUUUACAGCACCAAGAGCCCUGGACCAGAAGGGUAUGACAGUGGAUUCUACAAGGCAGCAUGGUCUUUGGUGGGAGAGGAUGUCACAAAUGCAGUGCAAGAAUUUUUUCAGAAUAGUAAGAUUCUAAGGCAGAUCAACUCAACAAGUAUUACUCUCAAUCCAAAAAUAGAGGUGCCUGAAGUUGCCAGCCAAUAUAGACCAAUCUCCUAUAGCAAUGUCAUUUAUAAGUGCAUAUCAAAAUUAAUCUGCAGUAGAUUAAAAAUUGUUGUCAGCCAUAUAGUAGCAAAAAACCAGUCAGCCUUUGUACAAGGGAGAUCAAUGAUGCACAAUUUGUUGAUAUGUCAUGAUUUACUAAGACACUACAAUAGGAAGAAUGUAUCUCCUAGGAGUUUUAUGAAAAUAGAUCUAAGGAAAGCUUAUGACAUGGUGAGCUGGGAGUUUAUUGAGGAAGUCCUAGGUGGUUUUGGGUUUCCUGAACAAUCCAUCAAAUGGAUCAUGUUGGGAGUUACUACUACAAUAUUUUCAACAAAGUGA